Molecule: messenger RNA, 879 nt
Organism: Thecamonas trahens ATCC 50062
Lineage: Eukaryota; Apusomonadida; Apusomonadidae
Product: TspO/MBR family protein
Exons: 2
Coding region: 1-618 (205 amino acids)
Cellular component (GO): membrane
Source: RefSeq, a predicted model, not a curated record
AUGGGCAUGGGCAUGGGCAUGGGCAUGGGCAUGGGCAUGGGCAUCGAUCGGGAGGGCUGUGCAGGCAUGGGCAUGGGUAUGGGUGGGCAGACUCGACUGGUUCCGGAGACGAAGACGCGACGGAUGGACGAGACAGGAAGCAGCGAGAGCACCAUGGCUGUGGCAGGAGUGACUUGUGGAUACGUGGUGAGCGUGGCGGCGGCGGCGGCGACUGGGGCGAUGUUCCCUCCGGGCGAGUGGUACGCCGGCCUGCGCAAGCCGUGGUUCACUCCGCCCAACUUGGCCUUCCCCAUCGUGUGGACGGCGCUGUAUGUAGCCAUGAUCAUUGCUGCCACACGCCUCCGCGCAUCGCCGCUGGCAUCGGCCCUCUUUGCUGCACAGAUCGCUCUUAACGCCGUCUGGACGCCGACUUUCUUUGGCGCACAUCGCAUGGCUGCCGCGCGUACCAUCAUGGCCGUACUCAUGGCCGUCGUCCUUGCCCUCAUCGUCGUGGCAGCAUCUGUCGACAUCCCGGCCAUGCUUCUUCUCCUACCCUACCUCGCAUGGCUCGCUAUCGCCUUUGCCCUCAACUCGGCCCUCAUCCGCCUCAAUCCGCAUCUCGUCGCUCGCAAGUCUUGACCUCCUCCAACCGCCUGCCGACUACCUCACCACUCCACGUCCUUCGAGGUUGUCAUCGGCCCACCAACUCCCAUCAUUCGCCUCUAUUAGCUGCAUCAACCAGCUUCUAGCCCGCCUCCCGUCCCCCUGCCCUUCGGCGCGAUCCCCAUCUGGCUGAACUGUUCCCCACCAGCUGCAAGGCAACCACCCCUCACAACCCUACAACGAUCUACAACUCUCAACAGCUAAGAUGAUCGAUCCCCUUUCAAUAGAUCGCCAACC